This is a messenger RNA of Stylonychia lemnae, 2775 nucleotides long. The record is from the annotation of a GenBank genome assembly. NCBI's taxonomy places the organism in Eukaryota, Ciliophora, Spirotrichea, Sporadotrichida, Oxytrichidae.
AUGACUGAAACAAAUAAAAUCGAGAAGAAUGAGAUCGAUAUGAAUUCUCAUAGUAUAGUACUAAAUGUCCAUAGAGUUUUCACAAAUAAUGAACUCAGGAAUAAAAAAGUAUGCCUUGAUAGGUUUGCAUUUGCCAGACCUGAAUCCCCAAAGUUGGGUCAGCCUUCAAUCAAAGUACAUUAUGAGUCUUUUGACAGAGUAACCACCGAAAAGUAUAAAAAAGCAAAUAACCUUUUGGGAAAUAUCACUCCUUCUCUGAUUAGUAAAAAUCAUUUUGCCAAGUUAAAGAAACACAGAUUCUUAUCUCCUUAAAAUUCAAACUAUGUAAACUUCUAAUAACUGGCAAUGACUUUCAUGUCCCAAGAUGUGAAAGAUUAUUAAUAAGCAUUGGAUAGACAAACUAUAACUAUCAAAGGUGUUAUGGCAACUCAAUCUCCUUCGCUCUUGAUUACACCGAAGAAAAUGCAGAUUGAAAAGCUUAGAAAGAUAGAAGUGCUCAAAGCUAAUAGAAAUAUUCAUAAUAAAGAUGAUAUCUCAAAGAAAACACUCGAAAGAGAAUCUCGAGAGGAUAAUAGAUAGGAAGAAUUAUAGUUUAAUGAAGGUAAUCAAACAGGCAAACUUAGUGAUAUUGAUUAAAGCAGAGCUAGUAGUGCUAUCACUAGUUCUAAAGUAGUAAAAUAAACGGCUAAACAAUAGUUUUUCUAUAAGAGAGGGUCUUAGAAAAGGAUAGUGGGUAGUGUUGAAAAUGUUGGAGACUAUUCAUCUGACUUCAUUACGAAGAAUUAUAGAAAAGACCUGAAUCAUUAGUAUUCUGGCUAAUAUACAAACUCCAAUGGUAUUGAAUCUAGUUCUGUCACCAAUUUUCUUUAGAGCUAUUACUAAUCGAAUCCCUAUGAUGUCAAACCUGAUGAAAUUAUAGGCUCAGAUGGGCAAAUCUUAGAUUAGAAUAUGAUUUAAAACUAGUUUACUCAUAAGUAUAACCAGCAAAAAAAUAGAAAGGAGCUAUAAAUGUUGCUAGAAAGCACAUAAGUAUAAUCCACUGUUGAGGAUGAGAAUUACUUCAAAUUCGCAAACAAUCUAGAUCCCACAAUAUUUCAAAAUGAAUUCACCGUCAAGAAGUAAUCUUCAAUAAUGAACCAAUCUAUUAUUGAAACAUGGGAGUAAAGACCUUCAUAUAUUAAGUAUAAUCCUGAACCACUAAAGAUACCUCAUCUUUACAAGCAGUAAUAAGAGUAUAUUAAAAUUCAUAAGGAGAACUCGCUUAAUCAAGAUAGCGUCAGCCAGAAUCUUUAAGAACCCUCGUAUAUAAGCAAUACUUCAUAAUCGAAAAGAUCGCCAAACUUGACUCCUAAAGUUCAUAAAAUGAAACUAUAAGAAUCGAAUAGACACAGAUCUCCUCUUAAUGUAGUUAAUGUUAUAAAUAAACCGAAAAAGAAAGAAAAUAGACUGCCAAAAGAAAUUAUAGAUGGAUCUAAUAUUCGAGUAGAAUUGCCGAAUUCAAAUAUUGCCUCAAACUCUUUACUCAGAGAAGGAGGAGAGCAUUAAUCCACUUUGAUCAUUCUUAGAGAGAACAGUGGUGGAGAUCAAUAAAUAAAAGAUAUUAUUGAAGCUAGUGUUGGUGGUUCACCAAAUCAAAGACAAGCUUAAACCACCUAUCAGAAUAUAUAGUAGAAAACUGAGGAAGUAAUACUUUAGGAUAGCUACCAUGAUAUUUCAAAGUUAAAAACUAACUAUUAAUUAAAUAGACCGCAUAGAAAAGGGAAGCUUCCUAUUAGCUAUAUGAAAUUUCAUGCAAAAAACAAAGCAAAUGAAACAUUUUAAAAGUAAAUUAAGCCAGCCAUUGAAUGCGAAUUUAAAGAGCAAAGUGAAAUCACUGGUAUCGUAGAUUAAAGCAUCACAAACAAACUAAAUGGAUCACCAGAUGUAACCUAUAGACAAACAAUCAAUUUAAAUAAGCCCUCUACAGCUAGUAAUUCCUCCCCAUUUAGAAAAACUAAAAGAGGACCUCAUACUAAAUAGCAAGAGUUUAAGUAUUAUUCUCAAAACACAAGAGGCUAAAGCCAAUAGAAGUAAAAUUUCAAUAACAAUAGCUAGUAUUUAUACAAGUCUGAUUAAUCUUCAAAUCAGAAUCUUAACCAAGCAAAGUUUAUUGAAAAUGAAAUGGACAAGAAAUUACCAGUCUCCAAUUAACAAGAUAUGGUUAUUAAUAGAAGAUAGACACAUCUCAUGAGAUAUAUGAACAAUAAAGGUAAGAAUUCGAACACUAAUAGAAGUGUGGUAGUCAAGACUAAAGAUUUCAGUUUCCCAAACCCCACUAUAAAGGAACAAUCAAAGUAGCAGAAUACUAACCUUCAUUAUUAAAUCAUGGUAAAUUAAUAGCAAAAGAAGUUGAAACAAAACAACAAUGACUUGAAUUAAUAUGUGAUUCCAUCCUCCUUCACAUAUUAGUAAGUUUAACAACAAGAAUUGCAACCAUAAAAGAGACCUAAUAAGUCCUUAAAGUUAAAACAAAACUAAACGUAGCACACUUAAACUAACAUUUUAAGAAAUAGUUUAAAUAAAAAUCAGGUAACUUUCAAUACUGGCACAACUGCAUUGCUCACAAACAAGAACACACCAUUGCUCAUAAAUAUGAGAUCUAAUACUGGAAAUGGAAUGAGAAAGUAGAUAAUUGAUCAUUAGGAGAGCACAGUAUCCAAGUCAAGUUUCAUUGUAAACCAGCUAUUGGAUGAUCAUAUGAUAGAUAGUGUCAAUAACGAAUAAAAUUAUGAAUGA